AUGUCUAACGCUCUGAGGACGUCAGUGCGACGCUUCGCUACCACAGCCGCUCGUGCGGCAACUGCCGAGUCGGUCAAUGCUUAUGGGAUCCGUCUCUCCAAAGCUCAAGGGGUGGUCGACACUCUCACCGGAGCCAUCGGCAACACUCCUUUGAUAAGAUUACAGAAGCUCUCCGCCGAAACCGGCUGCAACAUCCUUGGUAAAGCCGAGUUCCAAAACCCCGGCGGCAGUGUCAAGGACCGCGCGGCUUUAUAUGUUGUCAAAGAUGCAGAAGAGCGAGGUCUGCUGAAGCCUGGGGGCACCGUUGUCGAAGGGACUGCCGGCAACACUGGUAUUGGUCUGGCACACGUCUGCCGAGCAAGGGGAUACAAACUGGUCAUCUACAUGCCGAACACCCAGUCACAAGGCAAGAUCGACCUUCUGAGACUGCUGGGCGCCGAAGUAUAUCCUGUUCCAGCUGUCGCAUGGGAGAACCCAGAAAACUACAAUUGGCAAGCAAAACGACAUGCAGAGAGGCUGCUCAAGGAAGAUCCCGAACACGGUGCUGUAUGGACCAAUCAAUUCGACAAUACUGCUAAUCGUCUGGCACACAUUGUCACGACAGGGCCAGAAAUUUGGGCCCAGACCGACGGCAAGAUUGACGCAUUCACCUGUGCGACUGGAACUGGUGGCACGCUUGCUGGUGUGACUCGAUACCUCAAGGACGUCAGCAAUAAUUCCGUCAAAUGCUUUCUGGCAGAUCCUCCCGGUUCCGUCCUCUAUUCGUACAUCACUUCUGGUGGCCAGCUCAAAGAAAGAACGGGCAGCAGCAUCACUGAGGGGAUUGGCCAAGGUCGUGUGACGGACAACCUGAAGCAGGAAGUCAAUGAGCUUGACGGAGCGCUAAAUAUCUCCGACGAGAAGACUAUUGCCAUGGUAUACCGCUGCUUGGAUGAAGAAGGUCUAUAUCUUGGAGCCAGCAGCGCGCUUAACGUUGUCGCUGCGAAAGAGGUCGCGGAAAAGCUGGGACCCAAUCAUACGGUUGUGACUGUCUUGUGCGACGGGGCAUAUCGAUAUGCGGAUCGGCUCUUUAGCGACAAGUGGCUCAAAAGCAAGAAUCUGAGAGAAGCGAUACCCCAACAUUUGCAGAAAUACGUGGUCUUUGAAGUUCUCGAUGCUCGACCUACUUUUACUGGUGCGAUGACGAUUCUUCCGAAGGAUGCACUCUGCAAAGACGCCAGUACACUCGAUCAUCCAGAUAUCAUCCAUGCCGAUCGGGAGAUGGUGACGGUUGAAGUCGUUGAUACAUACUCUUCGACGGAGUAUUCACCACAGCCGGCGUCAUUAAACUCGGAGAUACAGCCCCCGUUGCAGGUGGAGCUGUUUGAGAAUGUCAGGUUAGCCAAUUACCUCCAGACUCAAGAAAAGUCGUGGUGGGGAGUUGAGUAUGCGCCUUAG
Molecule: messenger RNA, 1437 nt
Organism: Fonsecaea monophora
Lineage: Eukaryota; Fungi; Ascomycota; Eurotiomycetes; Chaetothyriales; Herpotrichiellaceae
Product: cysteine synthase
Exons: 3
Coding region: 1-1437 (478 amino acids)
Cellular component (GO): cytoplasm
Molecular function (GO): cysteine synthase activity
Source: RefSeq, a predicted model, not a curated record